Pseudocercospora fijiensis CIRAD86 is the source of this 861-nucleotide messenger RNA. RefSeq lists its product as uncharacterized. Bases 4 to 696 code for a protein of 230 amino acids. The transcript is spliced from 2 exons. Lineage: Eukaryota; Fungi; Ascomycota; Dothideomycetes; Mycosphaerellales; Mycosphaerellaceae. The record is from RefSeq and is a predicted model, not a curated record.
CGGAUGAAUGAUCAUACUGGCUCUGGACAUCAAUUGUGUCAUCCCCUUGCUAUAUCCAAGCGUACGCAUGCCGUGGAGCAACCUCAGGCAUGGACUUCCAACAAGAUAACUGACUCUGCAAGAGUCAUCUUGGGCAAUAGAUACCACGCUGAUUUGUUCAACGAUGAUCUGUCUACCACCAUAACUUACCUGGCCCCAUUGCUUGUAGCAUACAAAACAUGCAAGACGAUACUCGAAAAGAUAGCGAACGACAAAAUAUCAGUCCUUGCAGGCACUAGGAAACCGAAGAUAAUAAACCUCAUGACACUAGUCGAAGCGAAGAGGUAUCUCUUGGGGGACUAUCAGACGGCUUUAGCCACAAGUCAGCGCAAGUGCAAAGAGAGACAGAUCGAAGUCAGCGAUACUGAAACGGUUAGGCAGAUGCGGAUCCAAGACAGUCGUCUGCGAAAUCUUUGUACCACUGUGUUGAAUGAAAUACAAGAAGACCCCGUGAAGCUCGAGCAGGAAUACAGCAGCAGCACGACAUACGAAGCACACAUUAAAUUCGUUCUCGAAGACGUCUAUGUGAAGUCCAAGCCAGUCUUACUGGAGCAGAUGCAGUUGAUGGAAAAGGCCAUAGCUGAAAAGGAAAACCAGCCCCAGAGUGCCGGCGAGAAGAUGAAGGCUUGGUUCAAGCCCUCGCAAAAAGCGGGCUGAGGUCUUCACAGACCUGUAUGAGCUUCAGCGAGUAUUGGCCUCAGAGUGUUGCAACUCCUGGCUUGCUUUGCGAAGACUUCCGGACCCAGAUCCAAGACAGCGAGAGCAAGAUCUGGCAUUGCUUGAAUACCUUACAACCCAGAGAAAGAAAAAAUCACGGUCGCU